AUUGCAUUUUAUAGGUUCCCCAUUACAGCUCAGAGGAACUACUCCUGUAAUCCAGCCAUUGGUGGAUUCGUCUUGAAACAUGAAUGGAGAAACACCAUGUGGAAGGAGUUGAUUGAAUGGGAAAGGAACUUAGUUGUACCACGACCUGUAUCAAUCAAUGUAAUUCAAGAAGAGAAAGACAAUGCUAUUUCAGGAUUUGCGCAGACAGUUUUGGUUGUUCUAAAGGAAUCAGUGAGGCGGCGAACUUCACUACAUAGCAUUUUUCAGGGAGAAAAAGAAGUUGUCCCAGUAGCUGGUGGAUUAGAUUCAAUGAUUCUAGCUGCUCUAUUGGAUCAGUGCCUUGAUCCAAAAUAUGAAGUUGAUCUACUUAAUGUCAGUUUUGAUGGUGCAAAUGCUCCUGAUAGGAUCUCCGCCAAGGCUGGAAUAAAGGAACUUAAAAAGAUUGCACCGUUGAGAAGGUGGAAACUCGUGGAGAUUGAUGCUGAUUUAUCAAAACUAGCAUUCGAGACAAAGCGUGUCAUGUCACUCAUAAAUCCUGCGGAUACUUAUAUGGACCUUAACAUUGGAACAGCACUCUGGCUUGCUGCUCGCGGUGAUGGUUGGAUCCACAAAGAAAGGGAAAAUCAAACAGUCGAAAUAGAUAAUCCUCGGAUUAGAUAUAAGUCUGAGGCUAGAAUACUGCUGGUUGGCGCUGGUGCUGAUGAACAAUGUGCUGGUUAUGGUAGGCACAGAACAAAAUGUAGAAACGGGAGUUGGGUUGCGUUGGAUCAAGAAAUGAAAUUGGAUAUGCAGAGGAUUUGGAAAAGAAACUUAGGUCGAGAUGAUCGACGCAUUGCAGAUAAUGGUAAAGAGGCGCGAUUCCCAUUCUUGGAUGAAGAUGUGAUAAAGACUCUCCUUGACAUUCCCUUGUGGGAAAUAGCUGAUCUUGAGCAACCAAGUGGAAAGGGAGACAAGAAGAUUCUUAGACAGGUUGCGAAGUUGCUUGGUUUACCUGAAAUUGCAAAGAUGCCUAAGAGAGCAAUACAGGUAAAGAAUAGGUUUCAAGAGAUUUUGGAUUCAAACCAGUAA
Messenger RNA from Brassica oleracea var. oleracea, 1068 nucleotides. Its product is annotated as asparagine synthetase domain-containing protein 1-like. The record is from RefSeq and is a predicted model, not a curated record. Gene Ontology annotation, molecular function: asparagine synthase (glutamine-hydrolyzing) activity. Lineage: Eukaryota; Viridiplantae; Streptophyta; Magnoliopsida; Brassicales; Brassicaceae.